Messenger RNA from Camelina sativa (false flax), 1300 nucleotides. RefSeq lists its product as uncharacterized. Gene Ontology annotation, molecular function: protein binding. The record is from RefSeq and is a predicted model, not a curated record. Gene Ontology annotation, cellular component: nucleolus. Lineage: Eukaryota; Viridiplantae; Streptophyta; Magnoliopsida; Brassicales; Brassicaceae.
AGCACAAAAUCAAAGUCCAAAACCCUAGCAGCAGCAAAGCCUCCUCUAAACCCAUCUCUCUUAAGCUUUCCUGCCUCGCCUAAGUAUUGAUCUCUAGACUAGAUAUGGGUAGCGAGAGCAAAACCUCGAGUUUGGAAUCGGACCAGAAGGCUCUUCUUCUCCGUUCGGUUGCUCAGUUCUUGGAGCGAUCUGGGUUUUCCAAAUGCUUCAAGAAAUUGCUCUCCGAAGCUGAAAUCGAGAAGAAGGAGUUGAACUCCACUACUUUACCUGAUCUAGAGGAAAUUUUCAGCGAGUUUUUGAACAAGAAGAAAGAUCAAGAAGCUGCUGUGAAUGGAAUUACCGAGGCGAAUGCAGUUGAAGGUGUAGAGGAUGUAAAGAAGGAGAAAAAGAAGAAGAAGAAGAAGAAGGAAACAAAGGUGGAGGUGGCUGAGGAGGAGAAGGUUAAAGAGACUGUUGCUGAGGUCGAAGAGGGGUUGAAAGAGAAAAAGAAGAAGAAAAAGAAGUCUAAAUCUGUGGAGGCUGAUGAUGAUGAUGAUGAUGAUAAGGAGAAAGUUUCUAAGAAACGGAAAAGAUCAGAGCCUGAGGAGACUAAAGAAGAGACUGAGGAUGAUGAUGAAGAAUCAAAACGUAGGAAAAAGGAAGAGAAAGUAGUGGAAGAGGACAAGGGUGUUCAAGAAACACCUGUUAAGCAGACUGACAUUCAGGAAAACGGGAAUGCUGAGAAAACCGAAGCGAAAUCAACAAAUCAGAAGUCAGGAAAAGGGCUUUCUAACUCAAAAGAGCCGAAGAAACCAUUUCAGAGAGUGAACGCUGACGAAGUUGUGUUCACUGACGAGAGGCUGAAAGACAACUCGUAUUAUGGACUGCCUAAUGCCAAGGAUGGUUAUGGUCUUAAAGCUCAAGAGAUUCUAGGGCAAGUGAGAGGAAGGGAUUUCCGACAUGAGAAGACGAAGAAGAAACGAGGAAGCUACAGAGGAGGACAGAUCGAUCUUCAGUCACAUUCGAUUAAGUUUGAAAACUCAGACGAAGAGAAAGACUGAUUGAUAAGUACACUGCUUGCUUCUCUUUUGAUUUUAUCUUUACCUCUCUUUUUUUUUUUGUCUUUUGCUGUGAUCAUUUCAAUACCCGGAAAAAGGGCUCAAGUUUUGUGUCUCUGUUUAUCCUCGCAUUUGAUACUAGUCAUAACAACAUGAUUCGGUUUCAGUUUCAGUUUCUUUGUUCACUAAAUUAAAUAGGAAGAUUGUUGUCUUAUAAACUCUCGACUGUGUUUUUGCUCAAAAAGAAAAAGGGAUGGAGUCAA